Molecule: messenger RNA, 12302 nt
Organism: Bacillus rossius redtenbacheri
Lineage: Eukaryota; Metazoa; Arthropoda; Insecta; Phasmatodea; Bacillidae
Exons: 2
Coding region: 3260-4381 (373 amino acids)
Source: RefSeq, a predicted model, not a curated record
CAUAGACUGCGUUGGUAUGUGGACAUUUGAGUCAUGUGUUAAACUAAAUUGAACUUAAGUUAUAACUUAUUUAUUUAUUUUAGUUUUACUUACUGUAUAAAUUAACUGUAUUAAUAAAUAGAACUAAAACAUACAUACAAAAUUUUGGUUUGUUAUAUUGAAAUAUACAGAGUACUAGUUUUGAUAACAGUGCUGUUUUGAAAUUAAAUUCGUUAAUUUGUGAGCUGUGACACCUCAAGGUUCAGAUUUUAUUUCAAAAUGUGUUAUUUUGCGUAAUAAAUCGUAAAAGUAUCUAUCUAAAUGUGAAUGGCAGUUAUGCCUAUGUGAAAUGGCUGGAAAUACCCGCCGAUGUUUUGUGAUUUCGUGUGAAAACAACAGUUCGAUCAACCCCGAUGUACUUGUUCACCGAUUUCCAAGAUCAGCAAACACAGUUGAGAGAUGGUUGGAUGCUGUGUUGAAAAUAGGAGGACAAGAAGUGGAAUUUUCUAAUACUGGCAUUUACCAAGGGAAAUAUGUGUGUGGCAAACAUUUUCUUCCUUCAGAUUAUUUAUUUGCAGGAAGCAAGAAACUAAAUAGAAAUGCAGUGCCAACAGUUUUCGUAAAUGCUAGUAGUAGGCCUAUGUCCAACAGUGCACCGCUUCCAACAGGCACACCAGAACAGUCCACUUUGCCUAAAGAACAUGUUUUCACAACUUUGUCUCCAUCAUCACCACAUGUGCUCACCACAGGAUCUCAUCACAUUUAUCCCAGUUCUUCACAUCCUGUCUUACUUUCAAUUCCCACAUCUGACAUACCAGCUGACAAGCCUCCAGCAUGUUGUGCAUCAACUGUUCCAGUCACCCAACCACUUUCGAAAGUGAGGUGCAGACUAGAUCUGGGAGAAAAAGAUUUACCUUCUUGUUCCAACAAUACAUCAUUUGAAAUACUUGCUGUCCCUUUAGAUACAGUGAACAAUGAAUCUUUUCACAAUGAUCACAGUUAUGCGCACAUGUUAAACAGUGAGAAGAAAGCAAAGAAACAAAGAACUAGGCCUAAUAUUUUGAAAAGUUUUGGUGUAUCACGUGUUAGUGAUUUGACACCAAAAAAAGUAAAACUUUUCCGAGAAGUUUAAAGGAAAACGAAGGCGUUGAAGAGAUUACAGAAAAAAUACAUGGGAAAGAAACAUUCAUUUGAAGAAAGCCUGCGUCUUGAAAGUGACCCACAUUUUCUUCAUCUGUCUAAAGGUAUUUCCACGACAGCAUUUCAUCUCCUCCUAUCGCAGUUGCGGUGUGCGAAGAAGAAACCAAGAGGGCGACGAUGGACAGUUCAAGAGAAAAUCAUAUCUCUCACAGUCUUCAAACGCAGUCCAGCUACCUAUCACCUCCUCCGUCAGAUGCUUGCUUUACCAUCAAAACGGACACUGACAACCAUGUUGAGUGCUGUGCCUUUCAAGUGUGGUAUAGAUACCACAAUAAUUUCAUCAUUGAAAGAGAUUGUAGCCAACAUGAAGGAAAGUGACCGCUAUUGUUCGUUAUUGUUUGAUGAGAUGUCGUUGAAGGAGCAUGUGCAGUAUAGCUCUAGUGAAGAUAGAAUUCUGGGUUAUACUGAUGAUGGCACACAGAGAACUGGGGAACUUGCCAACCAUGCGAUGGUUUUCAUGGUACGUGGUUUGCGGAAGCGUUGGAAACAACCAAUUGCAUGCUACUUUAGCCAUGGCAGUGUGAAGGGUUCAGCUUUAAAAGAAGCAAUUGGACAAGUCCUUACUGCAUGUUUUUCGAUUGGUCUGAAAGUUGUGGCAACAGUAUGUGACAUGGGAACAAACAAUGUUUCAGCCCUUAAGUUACUUGGAGCCAAUUUUCCAGAUCCUUUGUUUGUGCAUGAGGAACACACAAUUGCAGUUUUUUUUUGAUCCCCCACAUCUAAUAAAGUGCUUUCGAAACAUGUUAGAAUCUCACAUUGUCAGGGGUGUAAGGGUUAGAGGAAACGUACCAGUCAGAGGAGCAGCUUGCUGGGAACAUCUCAUCAAGAUGUAUGAAGAAGACAAAAACAACUCUGUCUUCAGGCUUGCUCCAAAGCUCACUGACGUUCAUCUUGCACCAACUUCCACUGACAGAAUGAAAGUUUCAACAGCUGCACAGGUCAUGAGUCACACUGUUGCAGCAACUUUGCACAGCUUUGUCAGUAGAGGUAAGGAAUUGUUCUUUUUAUAUAAUUUAUUAAUUUUUAUAAAUAACAAGUCAAGGUUUAAUCUUAUUGCAAAAAAACAUAAGUUAGCUAAUUCUUCUUCAUACAAAGGCCUAUAUAUGAUACGUACUGCUGGAAGAGGUAGCCUAGAGUUUGCCAAACAUUGGGAAAGCAGUGACCCUGCAGAAUUUUCUGAUGUGGGUACCUCUUUUAUAAGUUUUAGACUGAACAUGACAAAUGUUUUACUACUGUACCUUUUUUGUGUUUAAUGAUGAUAUAUUUAAAAUUAGUAGGUCACACUAAAAUUGAAUCCAGGAGAGUAAUUGGUGAUGUUAUCAGUGUUAAAAAUUUAAUUAUUUGUUUGGCUAAUACUGACAUUGCCAUGUGAAUUAAGUAUUUUAUCAUCUAUGCUAUUUGUAUAAUAUGUUUGCUUAAUUUCUGUAACGAUAGGGGCAAAAUGUUAUGGUUUUAUUUUUAGUUAAAUUUAAUUAUCAAACUUGGAAGAUUGCUGUGUUAUAUGCCCUUAGUUUUUAUUUUUGAAAUGUUAUAAAAAGUUGUGUGAUUUAUAAUAGACCUAAGUGUGUUACAAAGCUUAACUUAGGUAACCGAAACUAUUGCCCAGAAAAAUAAUCAUAUAUUAAGUUUUCAAUUUAAACUCGUGCAAAUACUUAAUUUUCUGUGGCAAUAGUUACUUCCUUCAGUGAUUUAUAGUAGCCUUUUAUUUUUUUUUAUUUUUAGGUAGUAAUAAUUUUAUUAUUAAAAGAUACCAAGUUUUAAUCUAUUUUAUAUUGUGGCUCAAAUUGCUGUUUAUGGUGGUGUGUGUGUAUGUAUACACACACACACUGCAGUAAUAAUAAUAACAAUAAAAUUUACCUUUGAAAUUGGGCUGCCGCCAGGUGGCAUUCACUAUAUAAUGUUGCCUAUAUAGUAUUUAUACUGUUUAUAAACAUUGAGGUUUACUUUAAUGAAAUGCAUAAUGACUUGCUUCUUAUGUGUUGUAAUGUGGUUGUAUUAAAUUUUCAUGCAGUUUUAAUUUCUGAAUUUUCCAGAUAUUUUGCCCAUUGAAGCCACUGUUACAGCAUCAUUUGUAGCAGAUAUGGAUCAAAUUUUUGAUAGUUUGAAUGGAAGUGAGCUCUACCCACAGUCAGGCAAACCAUUGAGGUGUGCCCUGUCUGACAAGAGCCCUCACAUUGAGUUCUGGCAGGAAGAAGCCAAAAGUAAAAUUCAAAAUUGGGAAUUUUGCUUUGAUCCCUCAGCAGACAGAAGACUUAACAGAGAGAGAAAAACAAACCCUCCACCAUGUAGGCCGGGUAAGCGCCGCAGUUCUGUAUCACAUCCACCCUCUCAGUGGGGCUGGAUUACGUCUAUUAAUGCUGCAAUCCAUGUAUGGAAUGUGUUGUCCGAAGCUGGCUUCCAAUACCUUCAGCUACGAAACCUAAACCAAGAUGCCUUGGAGAAUCUGUUUGGGGCAGUUCGGUCAUAUUGUGGGUCUAAUUUCAACCCAACAACAUCUCAUUUCACAGCAGCACUGAAGACUGCAGUCAUCAACAAUCUGGCCUUCAAAGGUUACUCUGGUAACUGUCAGCCAGAUAAUGCUUCUGUGUUGACUGAUUUGCAAAGUUUUCUGUUAGGACACAAAUCUUCCACACACGAUCAGGUUAGUUCAGGUGUAGUGGUAGAGUGUUGUGAUAAGAGCUAUGUUAGGGCAGUGACAGAAAUCGAAAUUGCAGUUCAGGGUGGUGAAGCGUCUGUAAUGCCUGCUGCAUAUGUUGCUGGGUAUGUUGCUCGGAAAGUAUUGAAUAUAGUGUCUUGUAAUGAAUGUGGUAAGCUGUUGAUGGGCUGUGAAGAAGACUUUUGUAAUACAGCAAUAUCUUUUAAAGAAUUUGAAGCUACUUCUCGUAAGUUAACAUAUCCAUCACAAAAUUUGGUUACAGUGGUUGCUCAUUGUGAGUUGAGUUUCGAAGAAAUCAUGUGUACUUGUUCCCAUUCCAACAAUUUGUUAGCAACAAUAUCCAACAAGCUUGCUGGCAAAUGUGAUUUUUUGUGGUUAAGAGAAGGGGAAUGUCAAGAGCAUUGUGAUGUCAUUGAACACACAAUUCUGAAGAGUUUAUGUGAAAUUUUGGUGAGAUGGUGGUGUAAGAGAUUCAACAGAAACUUAAUUUCAUCAAAAAAAAAUUUGAAGCAUGCAAGGAAAAUGUCUAUCCUUAAACAUAAGUAACUUCGUAAAUUUGAAUGAAUAAUUAUUGAUUACCAAAAACAUGUAUCCUAAAUAUUCAUUCUUGUGGUUACCAACUUGUAACAGAUGCAGAAAAUGUUUUUCAGUGGAAACAUAUUUUGUUUUAAUCUUUUAACAAAAUUAAUUUUAUUUUUUUGCCCAAUACACCUUCAGUAAAUUUUUCCAUGGUUUCCUGAAACAUUUCCAGGUGAAUCUGGGCUGAUUCCUUAACUACGGACAUGGUUGACUCCUUCCGUUGUGUAAAAAUUAUGUUACUCAGAUUCUAAUGUCUUUGCUGCUGACAAGUUUUUAAUACAGAACAUUUUAGUUUAAUUUUUGUGCAAAUUCAUUUGGCGAGAUUGAAAAUUUUGUUUGGUGCAUUUACCUAGGUGAUUCUGUUGAAUUUCUUUAAUAACUUAGGCCUACAUGUUAUUCUUUCAAGUGAUUGCUGUUGUUCAUUUAUAAUCUUAAUUAAAUUAAGAUUUUUUUACUGUUUUUGUGUAUACAUAGUGUUUUCCAGUACUUCGCUGUACUUAGAGGUUUUUGUAGCAAUGUGUGAAAUUUUGUUGAAACUGCAUAGUACUAACUUUGCCGUCGUCCGGGGUCUCGGGCUCGAGUCCCGGUGUGGCUCCUAGUGGGAAAAGGCGGUUCUUGAUCUGUGUUGUCCGGGUGGGCGCCAGACUAGCUCGUUUCUAGUCGCGAAUUUGGGGUCGUGGAUGUAUGUGCCCCUGCGUGGCCCACUAGGGCCGGCGGCGGUGUUGCGUGAGAUGGUGUUUAAAUAAGAGACGUGGAGUUGAGGUGGCGGUGUCGUACCUUUUAUUCAUAGGAGCGAGUCGUACACAAUACAACACUCUACAGAGGUCCCCGGGGGGGUUUACUCGUUAUUCCGUGGCGCCGUAUUGUUUGUGUUCCGCGUUACGUGGACCUCGGACGCUGUUACGUCUCAUACGUCUCACUGGUUACGCGGGUAACGUAAUUUCGUAACACAAAGGCGGGACACAAAAGUACACUGAAUUAAGGGGGUGCGCACAAGUUACGUGACACUCGUUACUCGGGUAACGUAAGCUAGUAAUACAAAAUACGGGACACAGAAAUACACUGAAUUAAGGGGGCGCGCACAAGUUACGUGACACUCGUUACUCGGGUAACGUAAGUUAGUAAUACAAAAUCCGGGGAACAAAAUACACUGAAUUAAGGGGUGGACGGUUGGAGACGGCCAAUCCCGUAUACGAAUGUCUCUGCGCGGGUGUUGUGCCCACUGUGGUGAAACACGCACCGCAAUUAAGUUUGUCCAAGCUCCCUUGCGGGUUUGUGGUCAGCGUCAUGCGCGUGACCUUAAGUAAAGUUCUGUGAGCUGCGGGAGGCGGCCCGUGCCGUAUACUGAAGAUCAACCCCGCUGACCAAGUGUGGUGUGGGGUGUCUUUAAACUGAUGCGGUCGGAUUAGGUCCUGGACCGAAAAGGGGGACCGGGUACUCACGGAGAGGUUAAGUAAAAAAAGGGGUUCUGUUAAUUAGUGACUACAAUAUUUACCGGACGUUACUUUCGAUGAAGACAAAGGCUGUUGCCCCUCCGUGGGACGUAGGUCCGCCCCGGUCCGUGAGCUGUGCUGAACUGCCGAACUGGCAUGGCGUCCGAGGGAGGCUCGGCCUCUCUUGCGCCAGGUUUGACCUCAUUACGCUAGACUCUAAAUGGGUGUGUCUGGAAGAGACUUUAUUGUCGCUAAAAUCCUAAUUUAAUGUUCCAGGAGGAAUGGGUACGGUUCUUCUCUUGUCUACUCAGGUUUUCGCGGGUUUGCCUUUAAUCGCUGUUCGGCUCGCCUGACUCGGGUGGGCCAUGGCCAGGGGUGUGUUCCGUUAGCGGGAGCGUAUACUGGCGGGUGCAGGUCGGGCUCUGGGGUGGUCGUCGGCCGGACGACUUCAACUUUUUGUUGUAGAAAUAUACAGUGAAGUUUAAUUCGUAUGGCAUCCAGUUUGUGCAAACACUUAGUUCAUAUUUACAUAUUUUUUUUUUGAAAAGAUAAGAAAGUAAUUUGAGAUAUUAAAAACAUGCAUUGACGUACUGACAUUAAAUCUCAAGGAUGCCACUCCUAAAACCAAUGGGUCCAGUGCUGGAAAUACUCUCAUUCAUUGCAUUACACUAUGAGUAAUGAGACAAAACUAUGUUUAUGUUUUCUGUCAAUAGUACACAGUACCUGACAUUUCAUGGAACUACAGCACUCUGUCCAUUUAUAAUGUAGGUGAAUUUGGUUGGUGAAAUGGAGCAUCCUUGGUGUGAAUGUGAACAAAGCAUUCAAAACUGACUUAAUUAUUCAUCCCAAUAGACCGUACUUUACAUUUCAGUAUUGUAUGUAUCAAAUGUAUGUAUCAAAUAUGUAAUAUAGUAUGUCAUAUUCAUAUGAUUUUGUGCAUACAUUUCAUGGAACUACUGCUUGGGAAUAUUGAUGCUGUAACGUUGCAAGACCACUGCCCUCCUGGGUAAAUAUUUUAUUUUUAAACCUUUUUAAUGCAUGUAAACAUUUCUUAAAAAAAGUCUUGCUAAAAAAUGUUUUUACCAUUUUUAUGUAUUUUAGGGUUGAUAAUUGCACUUGCUGUGUGUUUUAAGAGGGUACUUUUUAUUUUAACAAACAUUUUAAAUCAUUACUAUUUUGUAUGUAAUUAUUCGCAAAUAAGUCGCUGUACUGGAUUUUUGCCUGUUUUGACCUACUUUUUCAAGUUUUCCUCAAUAAGUUUAAUUUUGUCAAAUAAUUUGUAAUGUGAUUGCUGUUGCAUAAUGAUUCUAGAACAAGUGACUGCGUCUGGGGUGAUGUAUUAGAAAAAGGCAGGUAUAUGAGACCUAUGAGUGCGAGUGAGAUAGAAACGGUGAUUCCCCAGUAAGAGAGAGACUGUAACGAUAUCUCGCCACUGUGUGGGAACUGGAGGAGAACUACUCUCCCAUGGUGUUGGAGAGAGGAGAAAGUGAAUUCCUUGUUUCUAUGUAUGAAAAUGGUGUUAAGUGUAUAUGUUCUGUGUUCCUAUUGGCUUGUGAUGUGUAGUGUAAAUGAAGCGUGUGUGUGAUUGGUCAGUGAAGUCAUGUGACUGCCCUCCCUGCGUGAAGGACACAGUGCCAUGAUCUCGCCAGUCGUCAGUCGAUCACUGCACGAGGAGGGCGCGUUUCGGCGGCUUCUCACAAAAUAUGUAGUUUUGGAUGUGGUUGGUUCGUCUUUCGGACAAUAAAACUCUCAAAUGAAAAAGAAAGAAAAUCUUUUUAUGUCAUUAAACAAACCGUUAUAAUGCUUGUGCAGUUGACUGUGUUUUUCAUACUGUAGUUUCUAGUAUUUUCUUAUUUAAAAUAGAACUAUCCUAUAAUUAAAUAAAAUAACAUUUUUUGUGUUCGGUAUCCUUUAAAACACUUUUACAUGUACUGUUCUUAUGUAGCUUCAUUAUUAUUUCUCAUUUCCAUUUAAUUUGCCUGGUUAAAUACAAUACAUAAUGGUAACUGAAGUGCAAGAGGGUGACCACCUUCAGGGAAAACCUGGAAGACAGGGAAAAGUCAGGGAUUUCCAAAUUAGAAUAUCAGUGAACAUUUUUUUGCAGGACAGAUGAUCUUAAGAAAUUAUACUUAGAGCUGGAACACAUUUAGUCAUUUGAGAACUACAAUGGCUGAAGUUCACUGUUCACACUUGUUUAUUUUUAACUGAAUUAUUAGUAACUCUGCCGACACACUUGUAGCAUUGUGUGCAAACAAGAAACAGUACCAGUGUCCAAUUAAAUUGAACUUAUUCUGUAUUUAUGUUUUAGAACUCUUAGUCAUUGCAUUUGGAAUAACUUUUUAUUAUAAAAGUGUGGUUUUUUUGUGUUUCAGGUUAUUUACAUGCUUGAUAACAUCAAUAAUAUAUGUGAUCGUGUGUAUUGUACAUUACUAAUUUUAGAAGGUAGGAUAAUCACGGUACAAAAUUUUUCUCAACCUACAGAGUUAUUAACAUGUGAUUAGUGCCCUGAAUUUCUAUUGUAAUCAAAAAAUGAUUAAUUAUUGGAGUGAGAUAUUAUAUAUAUAGACCGUAUACAUACUGUAUUUCAGUGAUGGUCAAUGCUCUGAGUAAUGACUGAAUUUAUUUAUUUAUUUAUUUAUUUAUUUACAUCACCCAAUAGAUCCAGUUGGUGAGCUAAAGCUCACUUCAUAUAGGGCUCGUCAAUAAGGGUACCCUACCACUGCAUAACAUGGAUAUGAAUACAUAAUUCUACUACAUACAAUAUGUACAAUACAUGCUUUGACUGGCAUGUAAAUUUAAAUAAAGGAUAUUAUGAUUAAUAAAUGUUGGUAAUACAUUCAACAAAACAAAUUACCAUACUAUACUAUACUUUAAACAAAUGGCUCUUAACUCACAUUAAUAUGUACUGUUACAUAGCUUGCUGUUCAUGUUAUAUGCACAUGACAUAUUGGGAACCUCACAAUCAAAAUUACUGUUUAUGAGUAUGGACAAUUUACAUUAGCUUGAGUUUCAGUUAUUCUCUUAAAAGACUGGACAUAUUCCUCUAUUUCCUGUACGCUAUAUAAGUUCUGAUUUUCAAAUAUGUUUUUAAUUUAUUUGUAAAAUUUAUUAUAUUUAUUUCAGGUUCACUAAAGCUAUUUAUGUAAAAAUAUGAAAAAAUUUACCAUUAACUUAUUGUAGAAGGAAAAAAGCAAUAUAAUAGUAAAAAGUUAUUAUAUUCUACAAACUUAAUAAAGAAAAGGAAAUUUAUUCACAGUGAAACUAAGCAAAAAUUGAAACAUUAAUUAUAAACUAUUAAUGUAGAUGGAAUGCAAAUUCAUAAUAUGAACAAAAUAGCUAGUAAAUUUAAUAAAUUUUUUAUUACCUACUAUACCAAAUAUAUAUAUAUAUAUAUAUAUAUAUAUAUAUAUAAAAUAUAAAAUUUAUGUUUAGCUGAAGGUUUUUCCAAGAUAGACUUAAAUUGACCAAAAUUAUACCUAUACAAUAUAAAAAAGGUGUAACUACAUAUGAAUAACUAGGGCAAUGUCACUUUUAUCAUCCUUUUCAAAAAUAUUGGGGGGGAAAAUCUCUAACCAACUGACAUUAUAUUUAUAUAAGAACAACAUUAUAUCUCAAAAUCAAUUUGGGUUUGCAAAGGUAAAUCUACAGAACAAGCAGUUUACAAAUUUAUACGUAGUAUUCUAAAAGCUAUUAAUGAAAAAAAAAUUAUGGGAAUAUUUGCAGUCUUAUCAAAAUAUUUUGACACAUUGCUAAAAAAAACUUGAGGGUUAUGGUAUAAAGGGUAUACCUUUGAAAUGAUUUGAAUCAUACUUAUACAUAACUAUUAUACCAGAAACCAAUCUGAUUUGUACUUAAUUACACAUAGAACAAGACUAUUUGCACAAGGACCACACUGCAGCAGUAUUAAACUCAAUAAGUUACCAACUUAAAUAAAAAAAAUUAAUAAAUAUAUUAUGUUCAAACAACAAUUUAAGAAAUAUCUUGUAAAAAAGGCUUUUUAUUCUGUUAAUAAAUACCUCCAGGUAUGAAUGAAGUAAAUAUAUAUUCUACAUGGUAUAGUAGUUUGUAUAGUAAUUUUUAUAAUGUAGAAACUGGAAAAAUUCGCGAAUUCAUUUCGUGAUAGGCGAAAAUUCAAACGUGAGCAAUUCUGCUGGUUCUGCAAUUGGCUCACAGUUUAACUGGAGCUCUCUGGGCCAAUGGCAGACUAUUGACCAAAGAAGCGUCGAAUCACAAGCCACCCAGUGGAGACGGCUCACAAGUUAGCACCCAAUGAACACACGUGUUUGCUUGAGAAAUGCAGAGGAUAAUGGAAGCUAUACUAGAGGUCAAUGAAUCCGCAAAUAUUUCAGGUCUCUAUGUAUAUGAUAUGUAUUGUUUGUUGGUGUUGUAUUUUAAUAUGUGAGGUGGUUUUAGUAUGAGUAACCUAAUCAAUAUUGCCAAUUGAUAUUGUAUAUUAAUUUAUGAAUGGAUGGACUAAAUUUGUUCUUAUUAUGGCUUAAAGUUUGUAUUAUAUAGGAGUAUAAUCAUGUUUUGUGUUUGUCUAUAUUCUGUACAUUGACAACUCCCUUCCACUAUGUAUUGGAGAAUACGGAGGUGAUAUAAUAAAUAAAUAAAAAUAAAAAGUAACCUUUUUAGGUAGAUUGUUUAUUUUCAGGCAUGAGUAGAAUAAACUUUUCCCAAAGAGAGACCUGUUAUGUUGGAUGUGCACAACAACAAAUUGAAAGUGUACUGUCCAAUUUAUGAUACAGAAGGUUAUCUAAAAUUACAUUAAUUGCAAUGUUUAUGUAAAUGGUUUUAUUUACAGAAUAUAAUACAAUGAAUGAGCUCUGUGAGUGUUUUUUUGCAAGUUAAUGUGUGUUUCAAUGUUACAAAAAUAGAACUUAGUGUGUCACAAUGACUUAAAUGCAUGAAAAUACAUUAAUUUAGCAAGCUUAUUGAAUAGUGAAACUUUUCUUUGUGGCAUAGGUAAAGUAAAUGAGACUUCAAAGUUGUCAUUCAGAAAGUUAACGCCGUGGCAUAUACAAGGGAGUGGGAGUUAAAUGUAAUAGAUGUACCAGGAAAUAAUUAUAAAGGUGUCCAAUAUUGAAGUGUGAAUAAAGUUUUUUUGUCCACUUACAUCAGUGUGAGGAAAUUAAUUAUAUUUUUAGGUGUAUUGAGAAAUCCACAUAUUAAUACCUGAUACUUGGAACCAGUGAACAUUUUAGAAUCUGAUUUAUGUGACAGAACACGAUAAGUUUAUCGACAAAUUGAAUUGUUUGUGAGAUCACUUUGCUUUUAAUUAAUUCACCUGAUGUGCUGUACUGUUUAGUGUUUCAUUUAAUACAAUGGUGAUAUACAAAUUAUACUACUUCUGGGUCUGGAAAAUUGAUAGAAUUUUCUCGUUUCUUAUAAGUCUGGUUUUGAAAUGCUUCUUUGAUGCAGUGUGACCAUACACUAAUUGUGUUGGUGGGCGAAAGGGCCAGAAAAUGAAAGCUACGUAGUUGUCACAAGAACACAAUAUUACUUCCAGGAGAAGACAUUGGAUUGUUGCAUUCCAUGUACUGGUAUAUCUGCUGGUUUCUAUAGAGUGAAAUACUUUUUGGGUUGUAAAAUUUUCCAUAUUUCUCUCUAACUGCACACACAAUGAUGGGUAUUAAAUUCUUAUGUGCCUACAACAGAUACAAGUUAAAAGUGUGUGUGUGACAAAUAAUUGACAAAUAAUUAUUGAGACCAAACUGAAUGUUUGUGAGGAAUUAAUAAUGGAACCUAGUUAUACAUAUAGACCUACAUUAAUAACUUUUGUAAGUAUUCUACACAACAGGGCCAUUGUAGUGCAUGCAAACCUUUUAAGAUAGAUGCAAAAAAAUAUCAAUUACUUUAUGAUACACUAAAAAUUCUUCUACGGGCAAUGAACACCGAGAGGUUUUAGAAUGUGAUUUGCUCGGGGGGUGAUUAUGAACACCUUAAUUACAAUAUUCUGAUUGACUGGUAGCUAGUAACUGUGACAACAAAUAAUUUGUUAAUAUUCCCUAUAUAAAUGCAUUUCAUUAGAAGUGACAAACUUUAUAAAAAUGCCUUGGCUUAUUGACUUAGUUAAUUUUUGUUGUGUCUGGCUAUUGUGACUCCAACUGAACUCUGCAUUGCAUGAAUCUGUAAUGGGAAUAAGCGUGAUGGUUUUGUAUGUAAUUCAUUAGAGAUGCAAAUUAUUUCUGUAUGAUCAUACAUUUUUGGCACACCUUGUAUUCAUUUAAAUAUUUCAUUUAGACUUUUUUUUCACUGUGAUUGUUAGGCGUUCCAUAUAUCCUAAAAUUUUAAAUAUGUGCAAAUAGAAAUUCACAUAUACCCAAAAAAAAAUUUUUAUAUACUUAUUUCAUAUCUUAAUAUUUUUCACUUUUUUCAAGCUCAAUGUUCGAUAAAAAAAAAUUUUCAAGACAGUUCAGUGAGAACAAUCGAACUGGACAUUUGAAAAGCCCGCC